AUAGUACGAUUGAUUUUAUGAAUGAAUGUCAAGUUUAAUAUUUAAUGUCUUAGUGUUAGGUUGUUGUUUGUAUGUGUGUAUAUAAUCGUGGAAUACCUAUUUAAUUGAUUUCAAUGUAUGUACGGCAAAACCGAUGUGUUAUUAAACAAAUUAAUUGUGCAAGUCUCAGUUACAAUAACUCGUGUGUAAGGAAGACUCAAAAUAUCGUUGCACAAAAAUGUUACAUCAUAAGAUAAGAAAUUAUCAAAACACAAUAAGAAAAUUUGUUGAUUUUAAUCAUGAAAAGCUAUAACUGUGUCGCUGAAUUCAAAUAUUUAAGAAAAAAUUUAAAUAAUUUCAAAACAAUGGCACGACACAGAAAUAUUAGAAACUUAAGAAAUUAUGACGAUUUUGAUGACGAUUAUGCUUUUGGUCACUCGCUGGAAGAAGAUUGUAUUUCACCCACAGAUGCUCAACAAUGGUUGUACGAUAGAGAAAGAGGACAAAACUCUAUGGCAUCUUUCCUAGCAAACAACCAAGACAUUGAAGAAGAAGACGAAGAGCCUUUUCGUAAGAAUGAACGCCGAGAUUCCGAUACGUAUCAACUGCCUGAGCUGCCGGACGAAGAGAAGGCUAAGCUCUUAUCGUGCUUGGAUGAAAUCCGCGGCAUUGUAGGUGAUACAAGUAUCACGGAGAAAUUAUUGGUGGAAACCAUCAUAAAAUAUGAGUACGACUGUGCAAAAGCACUGGAUUUUCUACUGAACAAUCCUAGCUCAAUAAAGUGCACCGAAGAAUCAACAUUGGAAAAAAAUAAUAGAAAAGAUACAAAUAAUUUGAUUGAAAAAGGUAUAAGUGAGAAACUUCUCGAGUUAACUUCAAAACACCAGAUAGAUAACGAAAACAUACCUCAGAUUGUGAUUCCGGUUGGAAAAAAAGCAGGGCAUGUUACACGAGGCUUUGACGUAGGGACAACGCCGAAAACACUGUCUCCUAUAGGUAGUGGUCGAGCAUCCCCAAUGCACGUUGAAGAGCAACCUGCAAAGUUUCUGAAAGUUCGCGAAAAUAAUAGAAACGUCAAGGAAAUGUAUAGCAAGGAACGUGGAUCAGAAAAGCAACAUUUACAUUUGGUGGUGAUUGGUCACGUUGAUGCCGGAAAAAGUACACUGAUGGGUCAUUUACUAUUUGAUGUGGGGAAUGUUCCGCAGCGCCUUAUGCACAAGUAUGAACAAGAAAGUAAAAAGCUUGGCAAACAGAGUUUUAUGUAUGCCUGGGUACUGGAUGAAACCGGGGAAGAGCGCGCCAGAGGAAUUACUAUGGAUAUUGGCAGUUCAAAUUUCGAAACACCCACGAAACAUGUGACACUUUUGGAUGCUCCAGGACACAAAGAUUUUAUUCCAAACAUGAUAAGUGGCGCAAAUCAAGCGGAUGUUGCUUUGUUAGUGGUCGAUUCAACAAGAGGUGAAUUCGAAACUGGUUUUGAACUUGGUGGCCAAACAAGAGAACAUGCACUUUUAGUGAAGUCUCUUGGUGUGACACAACUUGGAGUAGUUGUAAAUAAACUAGAUACAGUUUCGUGGUCCCAGGAUCGUUUUCUCGAAAUUGUAGCAAAGUUGAAAAUAUUUUUGAAGCAAGUUGGAUUCAAAGAAGGUGACACAACUUAUAUACCCUGUUCUGGUUUGACGGGAGAAAAUCUCGUCAAACCACCAAGCUCACCAGAGCUACUUAGUUGGUACAACGGACCAACUUUGUUUUCUUUGAUUGACAACUUUCGAAUACCUGAACGUCCCAUCGAAAAGCCGUUCCGUUUGAGCAUAAACGAUAUUUUCAAAAGCGCUGGAUCCGGUUUUUGCGUAUCUGGUAGAGUUGAAUCCGGUGUUCUAUGCGUGAACGACAAAGUUUUACUGUGUCCUUGCAAAGAACAAGCUACAGUUAAGAGCAUAAUGAUGGAUGACAUCCCGCAAAAUACUGUAUUUGCCGGAGACCAAGUUUCAAUCACAUUAUUUGGCGUAGAUAUUACGAAUGUUUCGGUAGGAAAUAUUUUGUGUGAUAUUUACCGUCCGAUUCCCCUAGCUAUUCGCAUAAGAGCACGCAUCAUAGUUUUCAGCUCUGUAACUACCCCGAUAACAAAAGGUUAUCCAGUUGUUGUACAUCAUCAAUCGCUAAUUGAGCCAGCAACUAUAGUAAAGCUAAAAGCACAAUUACACAAAAGCACAGGCGAAGUUGCUAAGAAAAAUCCACGUUGCCUAGGAAAUAAUUGUUGUGCAUUGGUAGAGAUAGAAUUUACAAGACCAAUUUGUAUGGAAAGAUUUGCUGACUGCAAAGAACUUGGACGCAUAAUGUUGCGAGUUGGAGGGAUCACAAUUGCAGCAGGAUUAUGCACAGAUAUUGUUAAAUAACCUUUUUGUUCUUUAUUCAAUAAAAAAACUAAAUGUUUUGUA
Molecule: messenger RNA, 2417 nt
Organism: Culicoides brevitarsis
Lineage: Eukaryota; Metazoa; Arthropoda; Insecta; Diptera; Ceratopogonidae
Gene: HBS1
Product: protein HBS1
Exons: 3
Coding region: 279-2375 (698 amino acids)
Biological process (GO): translation
Molecular function (GO): GTPase activity; GTP binding
Source: RefSeq, a predicted model, not a curated record